Salvia hispanica is the source of this 480-nucleotide messenger RNA. The record is from RefSeq and is a predicted model, not a curated record. NCBI's taxonomy places the organism in Eukaryota, Viridiplantae, Streptophyta, Magnoliopsida, Lamiales, Lamiaceae.
AUGAACCCUACUCACUUCAACUCUCUCUCCCUUGCUGCGCCUCCUUCCCUCCCCCAACGUCUCUCUCUCUCAACUCCCUCUCGCCACUGCCGGAAAACGGCUGCCACCACCGGUUACGCCGACACUGCUCCGGUCACCACCGUUGCCAUUGCUCAGAAGAAAUUAGAAGGAAUGGAAAACACAUUAAAGAGGACGGAGAAAUGUCAUCCUUUUGCCGGAUUUUGCCAUCACCGCCGCCGCCGCCGCCGAUUUACCGGAGAGCAGAAUUCCAGCCAAGGACAUGGUUUGGGAGAGAAAGUGGGCAUUCAAGAAUAAGGAAUGGCUAUCCGAGAAGCUGCUAUUGUAUAGUACUAAAUAUUAGAGAGUUGAAAAUUAUAUUCACAUGUAUCGCUACUGUAUUACUCAUGUUAAAGAACAUUAUCUCAUAUAUGUACAUGAACACUUAAUAUUCUUCUACUAUACUUGCACUUGCAUAAAUCA